Messenger RNA from Merops nubicus (carmine bee-eater), 2158 nucleotides. It is a transcript of the gene LONRF1, whose product is annotated as LON peptidase N-terminal domain and ring finger 1. Gene Ontology annotation, molecular function: protein binding. Lineage: Eukaryota; Metazoa; Chordata; Aves; Coraciiformes; Meropidae. The record is from RefSeq and is a predicted model, not a curated record. The transcript is spliced from 12 exons. The coding region runs from base 1 to 1689 and encodes 562 amino acids.
AUGGAGACGCACGUGGUUCCCGCUCAGAGGCUGCUGUGCCCGGUGCGGAAUGCUGCGUGUUGGACGUACCGACCUUUCCCAUUGCAGAGUUUGUCUUCAGAUUCCAGUGACUUGAUGCUAAGAGUUUACAGAGCUGAGUCAUAUGUUGGCCUCCAAGAAUAUAAAACAGCCAUAGAAGAUCUAAAUUUUGUUAUUUCUAAAAUGCCAAAUUGGCCAGAGGUCUACUUCCGGAAAGGAAAAGUGCUGCAAGACUCUGGCUUUGUAGGUGAUGCCUUACAGCUGUUUCUACAGUGCUUAGCCCUUGAUGAGGACUUUCUUCCAGCCAAGCAAGAAGUAGAAAAGACGUUGUGUGAUGUGCUGUCACCAGAGACGUUAGGAGAGAGUCUGAAGGAAUCUGCUUGGAAUUCACCACAUAUUCGAAAUAAACCUUUUAUACUUGGUUCUGAGGGGAUUGAUUCUUACUGCAACUUACAGCUUUGUCCUGAACAGAGCUUAGGAGGAUCAGUUGUACUGGAACCUGUCAGUGGAAGUUUAAAUCGUGCACAGUCUGCUCAUGCUCUUAACUCAGCAAAAGACCUUGGCAAGGAAGAUGGCUUAAAGAGAGUGUCUUCUGAGCCCCUUCUCUCCAGCCAGGAAAAAGGUGCUUUGUUGAAAAGAAAGCUUUCCUUUUCAGAACAGGACACAGUGAUAUGUGAAGAUGGAAGAAACAAACACAAAAAGCAAGGAGAAAGUAUGAAGAGAGACAUGACACUGGCUUUUGGAACAAUUCCAGAGGAUUUGAUUGAUGUAUCAGAUUUUGAGUGCUCUUUAUGCAUGAGGUUAUUCUAUGAGCCAGUGACAACCCCUUGUGGACAUACUUUUUGCAAAGGUUGCUUGGAACGGUGUUUAGACCAUGCUCCUCAGUGUCCACUCUGUAAGGAGAGUUUGAAAGAGUACCUUGCAAGCAGAAAAUACAGCACCACAGAACUGCUGGAAGAAUUAAUAAUGAAAUAUUUGUCUGAUGAAUUAUAUGAGAGAAAAAGAAUUCAUGCAGAAGAAACUGCUGAACACUCAAACUUGACCAAGAAUGUUCCAAUGUUUGUUUGCACUAUGGCAUAUCCCACUGUGCCUUGCCCUCUGCACGUUUUUGAGCCAAGAUACCGACUAAUGAUUCGCAGAAGUAUGGAAACUGGAACUAAACAGUUUGGGAUGUGUAUAAGUGAUUCUCAAAAUGGCUUUGCAGAUUAUGGAUGCAUGCUGCAAAUCAGGAAUGUUCAUUUUCUACCUGAUGGACGGUCUGUUGUUGAUACAGUUGGUGGAAAGAGAUUUAGAGUUUUACGGAGAGGAAUGAAAGAUGGUUAUUGCACUGCAGACAUUGAAUAUUUGGAAGAUGUCAAGGUUGCUGAUGGAGAACAACUAAAGAAACUGAGAGAACUUCACAAUUUUGUUUACAAUCAAGCCUGCAGUUGGUUUCAAAACUUAAGAGACAAAUUUCGCACACAAAUUCUUCAGCACUUCGGGCCAAUGCCUGACAGGGAGGAAAAUAUACAGGUAAUGCCCAAUGGUCCUGCUUGGUGUUGGUGGCUUUUAGCUGUUCUCCCAGUAGACCCCAGAUAUCAGCUGUCAGUUCUCUCCAUGAUGUCUUUGAAAGACCGUCUGAUAAAAAUCCAACAUAUACUGACAUAUUUUUCUAGAGACCAGUCCAAGUGACUAACCGCCUGGGUCUUCCUGAAAAGUUACUCUGUUCUGGUUGUAGUAGCAGCUGGAAUUUUUGCUGCCUUUGCACAUCUAGCGCUGGUUUGAAGAGUGUAAUGGAACUGCAUUUUCUCUCUCCUUCCCACCCUCCUUGCUGAACCAUGUGGUUCUCUGAAUGCACACUUUCUUCAGCUACAAGAGAAGACCACUGACAGUUGCACAAAGUCAAUCCAGCUGGAUAUGUUUUUCACGUUUUCCGUGUUACAAUUUGCACUAUAUAGAAGAGAACUUUUUUGAGACUUGGUAAUUUUAGCCACUGACUUUGUAAAGCUGUGGGAAGUGCAGGACUUAAGGCUGACAGUCCAAGUUUACAACAUUGAGGAGGUAUUAAAGGUUUUGCAAAUAUUUGCCUCAUACAACUGUUCUUUUGCUGUUUGCACAAAUAUUUGAAACAUAGCAUUGAAUGUCACUGUUGACUAUUACU